Messenger RNA from Adineta steineri, 1326 nucleotides. NCBI's taxonomy places the organism in Eukaryota, Metazoa, Rotifera, Eurotatoria, Adinetida, Adinetidae. The record is from the annotation of a GenBank genome assembly.
AUGAGGUGUUCUUAUUGGUUUAUAUUGAAACUAUCAUUUUUUGUUAUAUUCAUCGUUUUGAUUUGGCGAACAAGUCAAUUUUACUGUACAAAUCAACAGUCCAUUGAUACCAGCAUUGCAUCUACAACUAUCUUAACAUCUUCCUCUUCAGCACCCUGUCCAUCUCCUUCAGCUUGUCCUACUGAUUGUCCUUCGUCUUCUUCCUCUUCUUCAAUUUUGUUACCGUCAUCAAUUUCAAGAUCAGAAAUCGUUCAUAUUGCUGUUGUUUUAGCACUCGCCAAAGAAACCUCGCAUAUCGCCGAAUUUCAUUUACUCUAUGAAUCAUGGCGUUUCAUUCAAAUAUUUUCUCCAUUAUCAGAACAAGUGAUUAUUGAUUUAAUUGUAUUUUGUGAGUUGCCUAGUUGCUAUCAAUUACCAGUAAAUUGUAUACCACUUUCCUACAAUUACAAGCUCAAUUUAAUUCCUGAUUGUUUUUAUCAAAAACUAGAAGAUCAAAUCGUUUCAGAUUGGAAAGAUUAUCUUUAUAUGACAUCAAUUGCUUUUAUGGUAACCCCACAAUAUCAACAAGCAACCAUAAAUUAUAAAUGGAUAUUAAGGGUAGAUCAAGAUGCUAUACUCAGUCCUGGUUUAUUUUUAGGUCUACUUCGAAAACAUCCGAUUAAAUUGCAAAAAAAACAAUUCGGAGGACUUGGUCAUGGAACUGAAUUUACAAAUAUUCGAUUACGUAUGAUUGCUAAAAAACUGGGUUAUACACAUAUGGGAAUUCACAAUCUUUGUUCGACAUGGUUGGUAAGCCCAAAAGAUUCAAUCAAAAUUGCUAAUCUAACUACACACAUCGGAAGAUAUCUUCUUCGAAAUGAAUUUGGUCGACAUGUUCCAGGUAUUGAAGAUUUGCCAAAUAUUGGUGAAUGGCCAAAAUGGUGGCGUGGUGUUACAUCAUUAUAUGCUGGUGAAAUUGCGAUCAAUCAUAUUUAUUCGUCAAGUCUUAGUCAUCAACAUGAAGUUUCUGUAUUAGAUCAUCCAUCAGAUUCACAAGAUUCCUUGUGGAGUGCUUGGCAUAUUCAUUGUUUACAUAAUCCAACAUAUUUUGCAAAAUUUCGACAUCGUGAUGAUCUUUACUAUUUUCUUCGUCGUUCGCAAACAAAACGAAUUCGAAUUAUUAAAGAUUACUAUUCUGCACAAUCGAUUAUCAAAGGAAUAAUUGAUGAAUUCUAUGGAACGUAUAUGAGAAACGAAACAGUAACAGGAAAGAUCUCAGUUCGUGAUUAUGUAACCGUGUUAGCAUGGAGAAAAGCUUAUGCAGCAACCGGAGCCAUUAAUUUGUGA